AUGAAGCAGCGGCGGGCCCCGCUCGAUGGCUGGGCCAGUGCUCGCAAGUACGCCAUCAUCAUCGACGCAGGCUCUUCUGGCUCGCGCGUCCAGGUCUACUCGUGGAAGGACCAUCCAGUCGCUGCGCUCGCUGCAUCUACUCUGGAACGUGCUUCAUUACCAAGGAUUGAGAAGGGAGACGAGUCUGGGGAAGAAUGGAUGCUGAAGAUCAAGCCGGGAAUCUCUAGCUUUGCAGACGAUGCAGGUCAUGUCGGCGACAAGCAUCUCAAGAAACUCUACAAGCAUGCGCUGAAGCUCAUACCGCCAUCGCAGGUCAAGGAAACCCCAGUAUAUCUACUUGCAACGGCAGGCAUGCGUCUUGUCUCGCCUGAAAAGCAGCGGAAAGUCAUGGAAGCUGCAUGCAAGUAUACUCAAAAGCAUUUCGACUUUCUCGUCCCUGAAUGCGCUUCACACUUCCAAGUCAUCACGGGAGAGAUGGAGGGCCUGUAUGGCUGGGUCGCAGUCAAUUACCUGCUCGGCGGCUUUGAUGCACAUGCUGACAAUCGACGGCAUACAUAUGGCUUCCUGGACAUGGGCGGUGCGAGUGCUCAGAUCGCAUUUGCACCCAACGAGACGGAAGCAGAGGCGCAUGCAAAUGACUUGACUUUGCUGAGACUACGAACGCUCGCUGGAGACACAAAGGAGUGGCGAGUCUUUGUAUCCACUUGGCUUGGCUUUGGUGCGAAUGAAGCUAGAAGACGCCACAUCGAGCGCAUCGUUGCAAGUGGUAUGCUCACCAAUGACAAGCACUACCCAGACCCAUGCAUGCCACGCGGCUUGACGGAAGAUGUUCCAGAGCUUUUGCGAAAGCCUGGUGUACCGCACGAGUUGAUCGGAACAGGCAGUCUACACCAAUGUCUGACAGAUCUAGAGCCCUUGCUCAGCAAAGAUGCGCCUUGUCCGGAUGCGCCCUGUCUAUUUGCUGGCGUUCAUGUACCGGGUAUCGAUUUUGAUAUCAAUCACUUUGUUGGCAUUAGCGAAUACUACUAUUCCUCACAGGAUGUCUUUGGUCUUGGUGGCGCAUACGACUACCACACACUGUCAAACGCCGUCGAAUCAUUCUGCAGUCGCUCCUGGCAUGACAUUGAAAGUGACUUGGAUGGUGGCAAGUAUCCAGAGGGCGUCAAAAAAGGUAAGCUCGAGAGCACUUGUUUCAAAGCAUCUUGGAUGAUGAAUGUCCUACAUGAUGGGAUUGGCAUACCACGCGUCACGAAGGAGAUUGGAAAAAGUACAUCGCACAAUGGAACAGAAGAGUUGCGCGAGGGCGCACGCGAGAAGGGUUUCGAUGGCGCCUUCAAUAGCGCAGAGUCACUUGCUGGUACAGAAGUCUCCUGGACGCUCGGCAAGAUGUGA
Protomyces lactucae-debilis is the source of this 1392-nucleotide messenger RNA. Its product is annotated as nucleoside phosphatase GDA1/CD39. Gene Ontology annotation, biological process: nucleoside diphosphate catabolic process. Gene Ontology annotation, cellular component: membrane. The coding region runs from base 1 to 1392 and encodes 463 amino acids. The record is from RefSeq and is a predicted model, not a curated record. Gene Ontology annotation, molecular function: nucleoside diphosphate phosphatase activity. Lineage: Eukaryota; Fungi; Ascomycota; Taphrinomycetes; Taphrinales; Protomycetaceae. The transcript is spliced from 2 exons.